Eutrema salsugineum is the source of this 892-nucleotide messenger RNA. RefSeq lists its product as uncharacterized. The record is from RefSeq and is a predicted model, not a curated record. Lineage: Eukaryota; Viridiplantae; Streptophyta; Magnoliopsida; Brassicales; Brassicaceae. The transcript has 3 exons. Bases 14 to 697 code for a protein of 227 amino acids.
GGAGGAUGUAUGAAUGCAAGAAAUAAGUAAGACAACUUUGUGGAUUAAGAUCUGUUUGGAUGCCGAAUAUGACAGCCAACCAAUGGCACCUCAGAAGCUUUAUUUUGGUCCAACCAAAUAUAGCAAGGCGUGUAAGAUAAUUACAAGGUGUGCAGUGAAGAGUGUACUUGAUGUGAUAGGGAAUCUGCCAGAAGAGUUGGAGUGGUUCAAAUCGCAUCCGCAGUUCAAGCACUUGUUUCAUAUGUUUAAGGAGCCAAACCACAUGAAUCAAGGGUUGUGGAUGCUUCGUCUUCACACAGCCUAUACUGAGAAGCAAAACGAGGCAUGGUUUGUGGUAAAUGGAGUGCCUAUUCGAUAUUCUUUGAGGGAGCAUGCACUGCUAUGUGUUCUUGACUGCCAUGACUACCCUGCGGACUAUAAGAAGUUGGAGAAACUGAAGUUUGUGCAAAAGCACUUUGGCAGGGAUGACAAAAUCAAGAUCGCAGAAGUAGAAGCAAAGCAAGAGGAAAUGAAGGAGACCUCUUUGGACAGGAAGAAGAUGGCAUUAUUUUUGUUUUUAUGCAAAGUAUUGAAGGCGAAGUCAAAGGCUGAUGGAAAUAUUGACCCAUUCUUGCUAAGAGCAGUGGGAGAUCUGAAACUGUGCAGAACGUUUUCUUGGGGGCAUUACAUGUUUGACAAUGCUAUGAAGGAGAUCUAGCAUGUGGUCACAAGUUCAAUGGCAGCAUAAAAUCUAAAGGAGCUGAAUGUCCAAUCUUUGGUUUCAUUCUUCCUCUACAUGUACAUCUCAGUUAAUUGAAUAUCUGUUUGGUAUGUGGACAAGUAGGAUAACUUUGUAGAUUAAUACUUGUUUGGUCUGUGGACAACUGAGACAACUUUGUAGAUUAAUACUUGU